AUGUUUCUUCCCCCUGUAGAAGAAGCAGCGGAAAGCCCCAGAGGAAGACCUCCAGUUAUUAGAGACUACAACAAUAAAAGAAUUGCAAUUCCUCAAAACAGGCCCAUAAAAGCGAUCAGGAAACCAAUCCACUCACAUGAUGCUCGUUCCAUGGAACGGGCAGGUUUGGCCACGGUAAUAUUGCUGUUCCAUAGCCUAGGAAUAUAUAUAUACUGGUUAGUAUCUUGUUGUCACUUGCCAUAAACUAACUGUAUUCAAAGAUUAGUAAAGUGUGCAUUUGAUUCUUCGGCUUUCAAAUCGUUAAAAAAGUUUCUAAAUAAUUGAGCACUUUUUGAUUGGAGACGUUCGAAAAUACGUCAACUCUACAUUUAAAUCGUGGCGGGAAAGUGCCACUGAUUUUAAAUUUUAAAAGUUGGAUGUUGUACUUAAGAUCUGUAAGAGAAUUAUUUGAUGAGAAUAUUUAUACAUACUCAUUACAGGCGGGAAAGGAAAAAGAAAGCUGACAUAAAGGAGGCAGAAACAGAAGUAAAAAGUCAAUCAGAGGUAGGAAAUGUGGAAAACAAAGGAAGAAUUUCAUCUAUCCAAGACGUGGAAGUGGAAUUUAAAGGAUUAAGUGGUCAAGGUACGAGUGUGAGCGAAGAUAUUUCAAACAAUCAAGAAGAGAAGAAAAAUGCUAAAGAUUUUCAAGCUUGUCAACAACUGCUUGAUAAUGAAACAGUGUCCAAGGCCUCUGACAAUCAAAACCUAUUAAACCUGGUGAAGGAUAAUACAGACAGUCGAGAUGGGGUGGACAGUGAAACUUCACCUCGCCACGAAGAGCAG
Messenger RNA from Pocillopora meandrina, 822 nucleotides. NCBI's taxonomy places the organism in Eukaryota, Metazoa, Cnidaria, Anthozoa, Scleractinia, Pocilloporidae. The record is from the annotation of a GenBank genome assembly.